This is a messenger RNA of Pelobates fuscus (common spadefoot toad), 6635 nucleotides long. RefSeq names its product diacylglycerol lipase beta (gene DAGLB). Gene Ontology annotation, cellular component: plasma membrane; cytoplasm. The record is from RefSeq and is a predicted model, not a curated record. Gene Ontology annotation, molecular function: triacylglycerol lipase activity. Gene Ontology annotation, biological process: arachidonate metabolic process; neurogenesis; diacylglycerol catabolic process. Lineage: Eukaryota; Metazoa; Chordata; Amphibia; Anura; Pelobatidae. The coding region runs from base 177 to 2195 and encodes 672 amino acids. The transcript is spliced from 15 exons.
UCAGUGCUACACAGGGAGUGCAGUGAUGGGGAAAUCGGGUUUGUUUACCGCACAGGGAGCAGGGUGUGGAUUUCAGUUGCGCCCCCAGGGAAACACAGGCUCCCUCCCUUCAAUACCGGGCUCGGGGCGGCUGGCAGGGAGCUGGUGAUCUCGGUGAGGCCGUGUGGACUGGCAGGAUGCCGGGGUUACUGAUGUUUGGCAGGCGCUGGGCUAUAGCUAGUGAUGACCUGGUGUUUCCUGGAGCCUUUGAGCUGUUUGUGAGACUGAUCUGGUGGAUUGGCAUACUGGUGCUAUAUUCACUCCAUAAAGGCCAUUUUGACUGUGUUGGUGGACCUGCUUUGAGAAGUUAUCUAAUUGUUCUCAUUGUCUUAUUGGCUGCGAUAAUAUGCUCCGUAUCUACGAUUGUAUACGUUAGUAUGCAGGGCACAAUUUCAAACCCUGGGCCCCGGAAGUGCAUGCCCAAGCUGGUGUACGUGCGACUUUCUCUCUACCUACCUGAGAUUGUGUGGGCAGUCUUGGGAGCGAUCUGGGUGUCAGACAAUGGCGUACGAUGUGACAAAGCGCUUGUACACGUUGUGCUCAUUACAGUUAUCGCCAGUUGGGUUAUCAUAUUCUUUACCACCAUAGCCGUUUUUCUUGUUUUUGAUCCACUGGGACGCAAGAAGGCUUUAUAUUAUGCAGACAACGAAUUCCACGACUUGGAAAGCAGCCAGUCCCAGCAACUACUCUACAACGUCAAGAAAACGGCAAACAGAGUGUGGGAGAACCGCAUCCGACUGCUCUGCUGUUGUGUAGGGAAUGACAAUGAUAACAGAGUGGCUUUCUCCAGCAUUGCCGAGCUGUUUAGCACCUAUUUCUCCGACACAGACUUGGUUCCGAGUGAUAUCGCAGCUGGGCUCACACUCCUUCACCAAGAACAGGACAAGGUGGAACAAAGCAGGGAUCCUGAUGAAGUACUGUGCAGCCCACCACAAAAUUUAGGGGCAGAGGAACUGGAAAUGGAGUUGGAGAAGGCAGCCCAUUACAUGCAGUUUGCAGCAGCUGCCUAUGGUUGGCCUCUUUACAUAUUCAGCAACCCCCUCUCUGGGCUGUGUAAACUCUGCGGAGAGUGUUGCACGCACAGGACAGCACAAUAUGAUCUUGUUGGGGGUGAUCACUUGAACUUCCAUUUUGCGUCCAUCUUGAAAACCACAGGACUCCAGUACCGGGACUUUAUCCAUAUCAGUUUUCACAAUCGGAUUUAUGAAAUCCCUUUUUUUGUGGCUCUUGACCAUAAAACUGAAGCCAUCCUAGUGUCUGUAAGAGGAACAUUGUCUCUUGAGGAUGUUCUGACUGAUCUCUCGGCAGAAUGUGAGGAUCUUCACAUUGAUGGGGUGCAGGGAGAUUGCUAUUCUCACAAGGGUAUAACACAAGCUGCUCGUUACAUUUACGAAAGACUUAUUAAUGAUGGCAUUUUGAACCAGGCCUUCACCAUCGCUCCUGAGUACAAGCUUGUUGUAGUUGGGCAUAGCCUAGGAGCUGGUGCUGCCUCUAUGUUGGCAAUUAUGCUUCGGAAUUCCUUUCCCACUUUGAAGUGUUAUGCUUUUUCACCACCAGGGGGACUACUGAGCAAAGGCCUUGCUGACUAUUCAAAGAAUUUCAUCAUAUCAAUAAUACUUGGAAAGGAUCUUGUACCAAGAUUGAGCAUGCCCAACAUGGAAGACUUAAAGACUAGGAUUCUAAGGAUGGUCGUAAAUUGCAAUCGUCCCAAGUAUCAGAUCUUGCUGCGGGGAUGUUGGUAUGAAAUUUUUGGCGGGAAUCCUGAUAACUUCCCUACAGAACUUGAUGGCCGAAACCAAGAGACUUUGUCACAACCGCUGUUGGCCGAGCAAGCAUUAUUGGUUCACAGGUCUUCUUCCUACAGUACUCUGAACGAGGCAUCAACUCUAGACUCUCCAAGACAUCCUCCUCUGUAUCUUCCAGGAAAGAUCAUACACAUCGUAACAGACAGCAGAUCUGGGUGGUUGUGCUUUUCGGAUGUCAAAUACAGUGCCAGGUGGUCCAAGGAAAUUUCGUUUGGCAGUAUCUAUAUAAGCCCUAGGAUGCUUACAGAUCAUAUGCCAGACAUUGUACUGAACGCUUUAAGAAGCCUGUGUAACGAGAAAUCCAAUUGCACGCCCUGUCACACACCGCAAGGCUUUUUAACUGCAAACUAAACUUGGCACAUGGCUUGUCCCCCACAUGCACAUUGCCAUGCAUUGUUUAUUCUUUACCUGUGAUGGUCUUAAAUGGAGGACUGGAGAGAGACUUUUGUGGGUGUGAUGUUCCCACAACCAGUUCUAGCAUGGCAGUUGUUUCAUGCUGCAAAAAGACACUGUGAUCUCUCUGAAGGCAUCACAUUUCAUUUAAGCACUUGCUCAACAGUUGUUUUGAGUGACUUACGAAAGCCAUAUGGGUAUUGAAAAAUUUGUCGCUGCAAGGAGAGAAACAUAGCCUUACUAAACAUGCUCAUAUUAGAAGAUUUUGGAUAAAUGUUAAGUUGUUGAUUUGCACUUUCACAGGCACGAAAAGACUGACCACAAGUAUUUUUUGAUGCCUUACAGAGGAAACCUUUUUAUUUGGGGGAAUUAUUCACUAAACAGCUAGUUAUAAAUGAUAACUACGUGGUUUAAUGAGUAAAUGUCCAAACCUGUUGGGGUAAGGACACAAUUUCUUUGGAACAGGGCCUGUAGUAUAGUCAGGUUGUUGCCACAGUAAGGACAAAGCUUACCGGCAAGCGUAUGAUCACAGGGAAAAGGUAGCAGGUCUCCUUUAAAUCCAGAACUGACGUGCAGCAUUAUUCUGAGGUAUUGAAUAAACCUUUUGUUAGUUAUGGUAUCAAGCAGGAUUUCUUAUCUGUUCCAGAUUCCAGACUGCUGUGAACUCUAUGUACAGUGUAUAAUCGGUGGCUGGAAAAUUAGUCAUGCAGGUCCUAGCGAGACCAGAUUAGAAGGUUCCGUCAUGUGUGUGUCAUUAAUUUGUCUGUUUGUUUAAAUUCACUGAUAUUGGGUACUUUGACCCAGGCUGGAGUUUACCUAAAAGAACAAGCAAACUCAAAAUCACAUUGAUCUUAGAAAUGUGUUUGUUACGAGACCUACCUUUCCACAUUUAACUGCCCACUUACAUGCUGCUUUUAUUUGAAAUUAACCCAUAGCAUGUAUCUCUUUAUUUGGUUGGCCUUUUUUUUCCUGGUAUAUAUUUUAUAAAUGUAUGCGUACAUUAUUUUGCUUUAUUUAAGCCUUGUGGUAACUGCAUAUUAUGUUGUUUAUUUUCCUUGACUCGCUAAGCUUUCAAAUACAAGUUUUUCUGGUUUUAAAAGGCGUCCCUCUGAAAACCCCUGUACACUCGAAUAAGGAGUAUAUGCCUACAGGUGUUUUAAACGCCUUUGAGUUUUCUAUUGGGUGUAACACAAUCUGCGUGCAGUGCUGAUGUCAUCGGGUUCGGUUUUUUGUUUUGAUUUUUUUUUUGCAAACACAUUUAAGAUAAGGUACAUAUAUAACAUGACCAGUCAAAGGGAAUCCAAAAUACCUCCACGAAUUAGUUUUUCUUCAUUUUGCCGUUUAUUUGGGGGGGGAUUUGUUUUUCCUCCUCGAUUGCGGCGCCAGAUCUUUUUCCAAGAUGCGCCCAUAUUCACUAUGCUGGUAGUGAUGUAUAGCCCUGCCUUUGUGUGCCCUUUUUUUCCCUCCUUGCGAUGAUAGCACUAUUCGUUGUUAUGGAAACAACGCAAAUGGCUGGCACCCAAAUUGCGAGAUUAAAUACGAGGGACACAAUGGGCAGGUGAGUAUUGCGAGAAAAUCAGACCUGACAAAGGAAGUGGAGCUUGCCUUAAUUUCCACUCUUUGUCACAAUCUGUCAAACAGAUGAAAAAUGCAUGAGACAAAAUAGUCCCUACUCCGUGUUAUAUAUAUUGCACCAGAAAAGGAUCAGAAAGGAAGAAAAGAACAGAUUAAGAGAGAGGAAGAGAAGAGGAAAUGAUUUGAGAAAAGUAUGCUGUGGGUGGCAGAGCUGCUUUAAAAUGUAACACAGAGGUUUGUUAAAAGAUAACCCCCCUCCAAUUUCUAGGGCAAUUUAUAGAUAAUGGAUUAAAAGAUAGUAAAAUUAAAAAAGAAAAUAUACUCGCCUUCAAGGAUUCUGAAGCUUCAUAGGCAGACCCACACACUCAGGAUGAGACUCCAGUAAGCAGGAGCCCCUCAUUCUGGUCUUUGUAAUCUGAUCCUAUAAGCAUCAGUCCAUCAGGAAUUUAUGGUAUAAGUAGUUUAUCCAAAUAUAGCAAUUCCAUGGAUGAGUGUAACUGCUCUGCAACCUGAUUGUAGCCAUGUGCAACUGCUAUGCGUUUUACAUAGAGCUCGGCUCACACCUUUUGUAAACUGGGCUUUGUGCUGCAACGUGCAGAGCCCGGAGGAGGCAGAUAUACUUUCUACUAGCGCAAGUUGCGUCUGUAUUCUGCAUGAACAGAAUUGAUACAUCAAUGGGAGCAAUAUAUACUUCCUGUUUGCUGUGUCCGAUCCAGGAGGACUAGCAGCUGCAUUUUUUACAAAUACAUUUUAAACCAUUUUCACAUUUUCAGCCUCUAAAAAAAUGAAAAGUUCUUAUGAUACAUAGAAUGAACCUUGAAUAUUUUUUCCCCCUUGAGCUGUUGAGCGUACAGUAAGUACAUUGACAGUGUUGCAUGUUAUCUAACAGUGCUUGCAUUGUAUUCUAUUCUUCUUUUAAAGGGACACUUUGUGUUGGAUUUUCUCACACUAUUAUUUAAUGUAGUAUAAUGCUUUUUCAUUGAGAGGGUUAUUGCAUUGUGUUUAACCCCUUAAGGACCAAACAUCUGGAAUAAAAGGGAAUCAUGACGUGUCAGACAUGACAUGCGUCCUUAAGGGGUUAAACAAAGAAAUGUAUAUCUUGUUGCUUACAAAAAUGUCACUCCUGGGAGAACUACUGGACCCUUAUCCUCUUCAAUUUACCUACACCUUGGCCAGGAAUAGAGAAAGGUUCAGUCAAGGUCCAGUCUCCAUUCCUUCCUGUUAUGAACUUUCAGCUUGAUUACUUGGGCCUUAAAUUAGAAAUUCGCUUCAGUGAAUAACUCUGCUUGUAUGAGUGCACUGCGGUGCUCUUAUUGUAGCUUCUUAAAGAAAAAAUAAAUGAUCCCUUACUCCACGAGUAGAAUUCUAGAAUUCAGACACACUGGAACUUGUAUUGUGUCGCUGUGUUAAUCAUAGUUAAUCCUACUAAUGUUCUCACUUCUAUUUUUCACUUUCUCUCUCACUUCCCUCAUCAUUAAAAUCUCUCUAUCAUUUUACCUACCUGUUCCUGCUAACACCAUCUUCAUUGCUCCCUCUCUGCUCCCCUCAUCUCUGUAUUCAGCACAUGCACUUUACUCAUAUUUAUCCAGUCUUUCUCCACACACCCCUCCUAAAUAACUUAAAUACAAGCUCUCAUCCCCAACAUUUAAAUCUUACUCGCACCUUCUCUUCCUUUCCAUCCUACUACUCCUAGCAGCAGGUGAUGUCUCUCCAAACCCUGGUCCCUCCACUACUCAGCCACCUGGUACAAACACCAGAAACCACAACAACCUAAUACCCAUUCCAUGUAAUUCUCACUAUAAUUCCUCUUUUAAAGCUGCCCUAUGGAAUGCACGCUCUGUGUGUAGCACCUUUAAAUCUACUUCCAUCCAUGACCUAUUUAUCUCACACUCCCUAAACCUACUUGCACUAACAGAAACGUGGCUCUCUCCCUCAGAUACUGCUACCCCUGCCUCACUGUCCUUUGGUGGUCUUCACUUUACCCACAAUCCAAGACAAGCUGAUAUUAAAGGUGGCGGUGUAGGUUUUCUUCUCUCACCCCACUGCUCCUUUAAAACCCUGCCCACCCCCCCUUCCCUCUCUUUCCCAUCAUUUGAAAUUCAUUCAAUUCGCCUUUUCAAACCCUUCUCUGCUAACAUUGCCGUUAUCUAUCGUCCUCCUGCUUCCCCUCUCCUCUUCCUUGACCACUUUGCUGCCUGGCUACCCUACUUCCUCUCUUCCAACAUUCCAUCCCUAAUUCUUGGAGACUUCAAUAUUCCCAUUAACCCACCUUUAACCCCAGCAGCCUCUAAACUACUUUCAAUUACUUCCUCCCUUGGACUAUUGCAGUGGGCUAAUUCUCCCACUCAUGUAGCUGGCAAUACCCUUGACCUUAUUUUCUCUUAUUCAUGUACAUUAUCUAAUAUCUGCAACACCCCAUUUCCUCUCUCUGAUCACCACCUCUUAUCGUUUGCUCUCAAUUACCCCCUCACCCAACAACCUCAGCCUAACCCCCCUCAGCUCAGGAGGAACCUUAACGCUAUUGACCUCCAGCAGCUGUCAGCUGAUAUUGAUUCACAACUGCUAUCCAUCCCUUCCCUCUUCUGUCCCUCACUGGCCAUCUCCACAUAUAACACUACCCUCACAUCUGCCUUGAACGCUGCAGCCUCACUCAAAACAUGCACCUCGAGGAGGACACAACCCCAACCUUGGCAUAAUAAAUCAACACGCUAUCUGCAGAGUUGCUCCCAUUGUGCUGAACGCUCCUGGAGGAAGUCUCGCACCCAGGCAGACUUUCUCCAUUAUAGAUUCAUGUUGCUUUCAUACAGCAAUACAGCCCUUGCC